AAAGCUUCACUGUGACGCGUGUGACGGCUGUGGCUGUUUGACGCCCUUGACGAUCUGGUAACGGCAUGCGAAGCGUUCGCAGGGUGUGGGUGGUGUGAGGCUGUUCUGGGAUAGUAGUUGGUUUUUUUUGAAGUUUUUGUUCUCUAAUUCAGAACUCGGGUGAAGCACAAACGCGUACAAGUUCAGAAAAUGGCGGCGACCCUUUUGACCAAACCAAAGUCUGAGAUGACACCAGAGGAAUUGGCAAAGCGUGAAGAAGAAGAGUUCAGCACUGGUCCCCUUUCUGUUCUUACACAGUCCGUAAAAAAUAAUACACAGGUGUUGAUCAACUGUAGGAACAACAAAAAACUUCUGGGACGGGUGAAGGCAUUUGAUAGACAUUGUAACAUGGUGUUGGAAAAUGUGAAGGAGAUGUGGACGGAACUUCCACGAACUGGAAAAGGAAAGAAGAAAGCAAAACCAGUAAACAAGGACAGGUUUAUUUCCAAGAUGUUUCUGCGUGGUGAUUCAGUCAUUUUAGUAUUAAGAAACCCACUAGCUACUGCAGGUGCAAAAUAAUGUCUGCAAAGGGAUCUUUAAUUAUACUGAAAACCUUUGGAAUACAUAGGAUGUUUACACACGUGGUAUGUGACAACAGUGGUUAUCAGCAAAAUCUGUCAGUGAUAUUGGACAUGAGAACACAUUGGAAACUUGCAGUGCCAUCUCCUUACUAGAUUGUAAACCAUCACUUAAUAAUUUGUUGAAAAAUGGCCAAAUGUCAAUAACACUGUAUUUUAUAUUGAAGCAUUAAUAAAAUAUCUGUACUGUGUAACA
Cryptotermes secundus is the source of this 813-nucleotide messenger RNA. RefSeq names its product probable small nuclear ribonucleoprotein Sm D2. Bases 190 to 558 code for a protein of 122 amino acids. Gene Ontology annotation, molecular function: RNA binding. Gene Ontology annotation, biological process: RNA splicing; spliceosomal snRNP assembly. The transcript is spliced from 4 exons. The record is from RefSeq and is a predicted model, not a curated record. Gene Ontology annotation, cellular component: catalytic step 2 spliceosome; U2 snRNP; U1 snRNP. NCBI's taxonomy places the organism in Eukaryota, Metazoa, Arthropoda, Insecta, Blattodea, Kalotermitidae.